AUGAGAGUGUUUCAUCGACUUCUGCUAGCGACUCCCUCUUCGCUCGGCUCCAAAGCCAGCCUGACAUCCGAACGGGUCGCCCUCCUCCCUCCGCUCCACCUCUACCGACGCCUGCUCCGCAUUCACCGUAAGAAACUGCCGCCGGAUAUGCGCCUGCUGGGGGAUGAAUAUGUCAAGAGCGAGUUCCGUGCCCAUCGGAAUGUGGAAAAUCCCGUUCAUAUUGUCGGGUUCUUGACGGAGUGGCAGCUGUACGCGCAGAAGCUGGAGGGUGAUUCGUGGCAGGGCGAGAAGCUGGAUAAGGCUAAGCUGGAUAAAAUGAGUGUCUCUUCUCGUGUAUCAUCUGCUAAUGCAGUUUCAAACAGAAUACACCACUGCUUCGUUCUCAAACCAAUAUCUGCUCAUCACCGUCUCUACAAGUCUUACAAAGCGAGAUAUAAUCCAUCUCCUAUCGGCUCAACCAGUCUUCAUUAUCAGCUUCUGGCAGCUACAAUGUGCUACGUCAUUUACUGGACCUCCCAGUCCUGUCGCCAUCGCUGGCUGUCCAUCGCCUUGCCAUGCAACGGUCCCCACGGCGGCUUCAAUACCUGUCCCCAGGUCAUCGACAACCGCGUCCGGGCCGACCUGACCGUGGCAUCGUAUCCUGUCUCGCGCCAGUGGUGUCCUAUCUGCCAUUUCAACGGCGAUUAUGAUGGGAACAAGAUCCGGAUGAUCAAGGACAAGGUGUACAGAGUGGAAUUUUCAUUUGAUCCUGUCGAGCGCGGGCAGGUGGGCUACUGCUGCAGUGUGAUGUGA
Messenger RNA from Rasamsonia emersonii CBS 393.64, 792 nucleotides. Its product is annotated as Acetate non-utilizing protein. Gene Ontology annotation, biological process: succinate metabolic process; mitochondrial respiratory chain complex II assembly. The record is from RefSeq and is a predicted model, not a curated record. Bases 1 to 792 code for a protein of 263 amino acids. The transcript is spliced from 3 exons. Gene Ontology annotation, cellular component: mitochondrial intermembrane space; mitochondrion. Lineage: Eukaryota; Fungi; Ascomycota; Eurotiomycetes; Eurotiales; Trichocomaceae.